GCGGGCGAUUCAGGACAGAUGGAUUUAGCCAGCGGAUCCCGCCGAGGAGGCUCCCACCUCCUGUCCCUGCUCCUCUUGGUUUUUGGCUUUGGACCCGACGCGGCUUCCUCUAGGGCUGCACUUCGAAAGGAAGGCAGACUGGGUCCCCCUGUUGAUAUCCUGCUGGAUUCUUUAAACUGUUCAGCUUUCCAAGUUCAGUGGAGAAUGCCACAUCAUCACACCAAUCUCAUCACUGGAUAUACUGUGUUUUACUCUGAGGCCAGGGAGAACAAAUUCCUCCACCAGAUGUCACAAGAUGUGCCUCUCAAUGAGGACAUACUCAAUAUGAGUCCACUGGAUAACCAGGCAGCUUUCGAAGUAGUGAUUGGGGAUUUAAAACCAGGUACCACCUACAGAGUGAGUGUAAGAGCUUAUGGCUGGAACACCAAAGGACGCCCAAGCUCUCCCCAACUUGUUACCACUCUAUCAAAAGAUAAAUGUAUGCCCCCAUCACCUCCUUAUCAACCUCAAGUCAUUGUGGUUUCUGACUCCGAGGUGGCACUGUCCUGGAAACCUGGAGAAAGUGAAGGAAGUUCACCUAUUCAGUACUACUCUCUGGAGUAUAUCAGGCCAGAUUUUGACAACAGUUGGACUCUAAUCAAAGAACAGAUCCAGAUGGACUCUAUGGUUCUUAAGGGACUCCUUGCAGAUACCCAAUACCAGUUUGCUGUGACGGCUGUGAAUACCUUUGGAGCCAGUCCCCGCAGCCAGCCCAGUGACACCAUCCAAACCUUCAGUACUGAAGAGGCAGGAAGUGGGACCUCUGAGCCACGCUAUAUCACAGACACAGGAGGGAGUGAUGACAAUGGAUUUGACAUUGAUGACUCUGAUUUUGACAUUUACAUUGAAGAGGUCAAACCACUUCCUGCUAUCAAAGGAAGCCAUAGGAAAUUUUUGGUGGAAACCAAGAUGCCUCCUAGAUCUAACCCAAAGUCUUUUUCAAGGCGUAUCCUUCCUACCUCAGCUUCCCCUAUCACUACAACACCGAUUCACUAUACCACCACAGCAAAGGCAAAGAGGAGGCAUGGCAUGGCUGCAAUGACAAGGCUCUUUGACAUGUCUUGUGAUAAAACCACCUGCUCAGCUGAUAGCUUCUGUGUCAAUGACUACAACCUUGGUGGUUCUCGAUGCCACUGCAACCUUGGCAAAAGUGGAGAGAAUUGUGCAGAAGAUAUUUCCAUCCAAUAUCCUCAGUUCUUUGGCCACUCCUACUUAACCUUGGAACCACUGAAGAACUCUUAUCAGGCAUUUCAAAUCACUCUUGAAUUUAGGGCAGAAACAGAAGAUGGCUUAUUGCUGUAUUGUGGAGAAAAUGAACACGGACGGGGUGAUUUUAUGUCAUUGGCAAUCAUCCGGCGUUCUCUCCAGUUCAGAUUUAAUUGUGGAACUGGGGUGGCCAUCAUUAUCAGUGAAAGCAAAAUAAAAUUAGGCAGUUGGCACACUGUCAGUAUCUACAGGGAUGGACCGAAUGGACUACUCCAGGUGAACAAUGGCACCCCAGUGACAGGACAAUCUCAGGGCCAAUACAGCAAAAUUACAUUCCGAACCCCUUUCUACCUCGGUGGGGCUCCUAGUGCCUACUGGUUGGUCAGAGCAACAGGAACAAACCGUGGCUUCAAGGGCUGUGUUCAGUCACUGGCCAUCAAUGGAAAGAAAAUAGACAUGAGGCCAUGGCCACUUGGGAAAACUCUAAGUGGGGCUGAUGUAGGGGAAUGCAGCAGCGGCAUUUGCGACGAAGCCUCCUGCAUCAAUGGCGGCACCUGCACGGCAGUCAAAGCAGAUUCCUACAUUUGCCUCUGUCCCCUAGGAUUUAAAGGGCGCCAUUGUGAAGACGCUUUCACCCUGGCCAUUCCUCAGUUCAAUCAAUCUCUGAGGUCCUUUGCUGCAACCCCUUGGCCAUUAGAACCCCAGAAUUACCUCUCUUUCAUGGAAUUUGAGAUCACAUUUCGGCCAGACUCAGAAGAUGGUGUUCUCUUGUACAGCUAUGACACGGGCAGCAAAGACUUCCUAUCCAUCAACAUGGUGGCUGGCUAUGUGGAAUUUAGAUUUGACUGUGGCUCUGGAACAGCUGUUCUCCGGAGUGAAGAGCCCCUUUCCCUGGGUCACUGGCAUGAACUGCAUGUGUCUCGAACAGCAAAGAAUGGGAUCUUACAAGUGGAUAGACAGAGGACAGUGCAAGGCAUGGCAGAGGGAGCCUUUACUCAGAUUAAGUGCAACACUGAUAUUUUCAUUGGUGGAGUGCCCAACUAUGAUAACGUAAAGAAGAAUUCAGGCAUCCUCCAGCCUUUCAGUGGGAGCAUCCAAAAGAUUGUCCUUAAUGACCGAACCAUUCACGUGAGGCAUGAUUUUACGUCUGGUGUGAACGUGGACAAUACCGCCCACCCUUGUGUGCGAGCCCCCUGUGCCAAUGGAGGCAGCUGUAGACCCAGGAAGGAUGGGUACGAGUGUGACUGCCCCUUGGGCUUUGAUGGGCAGCACUGCCAGAAAGAGUGUGGGAAUUACUGCCUCAACACUAUCACCGAAGCCAUUGAGAUCCCACAGUUUAUUGGCAGGAGUUACCUCAUCUACAACAAUCCAGAUAUCCUCAAAAGGGUAUCAGGAUCACGUUCUAAUGCCUUCAUGAGGUUUAAGACAACAGCCAAAGAUGGGCUGCUGAUGUGGAGGGGAAACAGUCCCAUGAGACCCAACAGUGACUUUUUUUCCUUGGGUCUUCAGGAUGGAGCCCUUGUGUUCAGCUACAACUUGGGUAGUGGUGUCGCUUCCAUCGUAGUGAACGGAUCCUUCAAUGAUGGCCGGUGGCAUAGAGUGAAAGCUGUCCGGGAUGGCCAAUCUGGGAAGAUAACUGUGGAUGACUAUGGAGCGAGAACAGGCAAAUCCCCUGGGAUGAUGAGACAGCUGAAUAUCAACGGAGAUCUCUACGUAGGUGGAAUGAAGGAAAUUGCCCUGCAUACAAAUAGGCAAUAUAUGAGAGGUCUAGUGGGCUGUAUCUCCCAUUUUACUCUUUCCACUGAUUACCACAUUUCCCUAGUGGAAGAUGCAGCCGAUGGGAAAAACAUCAACACCUGUGGAGCCAAGUAAGAGCAGCCAACGUUCCCCAAGGGAGAGUGAGCAUUUUUCCUCCAGAAGCCCUGUGUCCCUGACACCCAGCCCAGUGCUGCACACCAAGUCCCCAGGGCACUCCCUCCUCAUCAAAGAGGACGACAUUCUGAUCAGAAACUCUGGACCUAGAAAGGAAUCCCAGCAGCUUUCCCUGCUGACCAAACCUCUGUGGACCAAAUGCCACUGAAUCCUCCACACAGGAUAUGUCAGACUGUCCACGGAAUGUAUAGCCACUGCAGAGACCCAACAUCAAUGAGAAUUCCAGAGAUGGCUGUGCUGUGAUGAGUAGUUCAAUGACUGUGUCGUGACUCAUAGUACUUUCUUUUGAAACAUCCAGCAGAACAGUAUUAAAAUGCUUCUCUUCACUCCCAAUUCCUGAUACUCUUAAUGCCAGCAGGAUGACUAGGUGACCCCAAACUUUCCGUUUCUUCCCCUCCCCAUGAAAUUGCUUGGCUACCUGCUGCUCUGUCCUCAGCACAUUCUGGCCAGGCCCUGUACAUAAGGAAAGAAGAAGCUCAAUCCUGUGGAAGCUAUUUCAGAAUUGUUAGGGGGGGGGGGGCUGAAAUCCUUUUUUAACAAAAUAAUGCAAACCUCAGAAAAUAGACACCAUGAUUUUGUAGAAGUACUUUUGUAUGUGUAUAUUUUUAUAGAGGCAGAACUGACCACAUAGUAGACUUUGGAAAGUUGAGGUGAAUUCCACUUCAGUCCUUGAACAUUUUUACAUAUGGACACCCCUGGGUGUCUGUGGGGAUAGGGUCAGGGUGGGCCACCAGGAGUCUGACAAUUCUCUUUUGUCAAUAUUCGUCAUUCAGAGUGUAUAAUUAUGAAGCUUUCCUGACCUAAACUGAUUAAAGGAUUGAACGUA
This is a messenger RNA of Monodelphis domestica (gray short-tailed opossum), 4003 nucleotides long. It is a transcript of the gene EGFLAM, whose product is annotated as EGF like, fibronectin type III and laminin G domains. The record is from RefSeq and is a predicted model, not a curated record. Gene Ontology annotation, molecular function: protein binding; calcium ion binding. NCBI's taxonomy places the organism in Eukaryota, Metazoa, Chordata, Mammalia, Didelphimorphia, Didelphidae.